CUCAUUGUUCAUUUUUUGAACAUAUUUGCUUAUUAGUGAGGUUGAUACGAACACGUCCGUCUUUGAAGAAACGCAAGCCUCCUUCGUCAUAACUCUAAACUUCUGACUUUCUCCAUCGGACCUCCCACCUUCCACCUCGUCUUCGACUUAUUCUCGUGCUUCGUCACAUAAGACCGACCCCUCCUUGGACGAACUCCAUCGGACAAGUAUUACAAUCAUGGCGGAACACAACAUUGUUGUUUUUGCGGGCGACCACUGCGGCCCAGAGGUUAUUGCUGAGGCAAUCAAGGUUAUCAAGACGGUUGAGGAGCUAAGCCCGACUGCUGGCAAAUUCAAUCUGCAGGAGCACCUGCUCGGAGGGUGCUCCAUCGACCAGACCGGCACCCCCCUCACAGACGAGGCCCUCGCCGCCGCCAAAGCCGCCGACGCCGUGCUGCUCGGCGCCAUUGGCGGCCCCAAAUGGGGCACCGGCGCCGUCCGCCCGGAGCAGGGCCUCCUGAAGCUACGCAGUGAGAUGUGCGCCUAUGGAAACCUCCGUCCCUGCUUCUUCGCCUCCGACGCCCUCGUCGAGUCCUCCCCCCUGAAGGCGUCCGUCUGCCGCGGCAUCGACAUGAUGUUAGUCCGGGAGCUAACCUCAGGCCUGUAUUUCGGAGAGCGAAAAGAGUACGAUGGGCAUAAUGCGUUCGACACUACUGUUUACACAAAACCAGAAAUCGAGCGUAUCGCGCGGCUAGGUGGCUACCUAGCCAGGACUAGGGGAGACUCGCGAGUCAUCUCGCUAGACAAGGCGAACGUGCUAGCGACAAGCAGACUCUGGCGUCAGGUGGUUGAGGAGGUCUACAAAAACGAGUUCCCCGAUUUAAAGAUCGAGCAUCAGCUUAUUGACAGUGCGGCCAUGAUCAUGGUCAAGAACCCGACGCAGCUGAAUGGCGUUAUACUAGCGCCCAACUUGGCAGGUAGCGCGCCGGACAUAUCAGGGAAAGGGAUUGUCAAUCCCAUUGGCACCAUUCUUUCCGUAGCCAUGAUGUUCCGGUACUCUCUGAAUCUCGCCCACGAGGCUAAAGUCGUCGAGGACGCGGUUCGCGCUGCCAUUGACGCCGGGCUGAGAACCAAGGACAUGGGCGGCAGCACGGGCACCGCAGAAGCAGGAGAUGUCAUCGUUGCUGAGCUGGUCAAGAUUCUCAAGGCGUGAGAUGUCUCACGCGAAAAGAAGAAUGGACAGAGAGGUUGAAAGGGGGAAAUGGGGAUAGAGGGGGUGGAAGAUUUGAAGGAAAUAGUGGAUGGGAAGCGAAAUGAGUCGAGAAAAGAAGUGGUGGAAGAAAAUAGUGGUUGACAGAAAAGUGGUUGAGAAGAGAUUGGUUGACGCUGAAAAGUGUUGAUGAAAAAAGGGCUUGGCAGAAAAGGGGCAGACAAAAAUCAGCUGCGAGGUUGAAGCCGUCUGAGAAAUGACAAAGAGGGUUGAAAAGAAAACUUGGAAUUAAAAACUAUGCAGAAACAGGGAAGUGGAGGGGAAAUGUACCCCGUACAAAGCAACAAGAUGGUUGGAUUGGGUUGUUUUGGAUAAACCAGUUCGAUGGAUAUGUCCUUUAGCAUAUAGCACUCAGAAAAGGGGGGUUGAGAAAAAAAAGUCAUUAUCGC
Molecule: messenger RNA, 1638 nt
Organism: Trichoderma virens Gv29-8
Lineage: Eukaryota; Fungi; Ascomycota; Sordariomycetes; Hypocreales; Hypocreaceae
Exons: 6
Coding region: 218-1192 (324 amino acids)
Biological process (GO): L-leucine biosynthetic process
Cellular component (GO): cytosol
Molecular function (GO): 3-isopropylmalate dehydrogenase activity
Source: RefSeq, a predicted model, not a curated record